CAUUACUUCGGGCGGAACAGAGGAACAGUUCCCGGCGGUUAUUUUAAUCCCGAGGGCACGGCGUUCGCGAUCCCCUUGCCUGCCGGUGGAGAGAGCGAGACAGCGCGCGAGCGAGUCCUUCUCUGGCGCGAUGUCUCCCUCCUCGCCUAUAAAUACCUCGCCUCUCUCCCUCUCGAGUCUCCUUCCAAACCCUCCCACUCUUGGAAAUGGAAUCCCCCCUCUCCAUUGAUAACUGCCUCGAUCGGAAAGAAGUUGCUAUCUUCGUCACAGAAAUGGAUGAAAGAGGAAACAAUGAGGAAUCCUUGAGUUGUCGUAUUGAGCAACUUGAACGUGAACGUGAUGAGCUCAGGAAAGAUAUUGAGCAAUUAUGCAUGCAACAAGCUGGUCCUAGCUAUCUUCCUGUAGCAACUCGAAUGCAUUUUCAGAGGACUGCUGCUUUGGAACAAGAGAUUGAGAGUCUAAAGAAGAAGUUAGCUGGAUGCAUAAGAGAGAACCAGAAUCUUCAAGAGGAGCUUUCUGAAGCUUACAGAAUUAAAAGCCAGCUUGCUGAUCUGCAUGGUGAGGAAGUUUUGAAGAAUAAAGAAGCAGAGAAGCAGGUGAAGUUCUUUCAGAGCUGUGUUGCUUCUGCAUUUGCUGAACGAGAUCAAGCUUUGAUGGAGUCUGAAAAGGCUAAGGAACAAGAGGAAGCUGUGUCGCAGAAAUUAAUUGAUUUUGAGAAAAGAGUAGAGGAGCUUGAAUUGGCAUACCUGGAUGAAAAGAAACUUAGUGCUUCCUUACAGCUGGAAUUAAGGGAAUUGCAAAAGCAAAAUGAAUCAUUUGAGAAGGUUAUUAAUAAGUUUUAUGAGGUCCGUGAAAGGGACACUGGUUGUUCCACAGAUAGGACAUUGCAAGACAAGUGCUCAUGCCUUCUUAAUGAUCCUUCAGACAACUGGAUUUUUAGCAGUGACAGUAAAACCUCCACUUCGAAGUACAUUGCCUCUUUAGAAGAAGAAAAGGAGAUACUGAGAAACUCUAUAGACAAGCUUCAAAACAACUUACGCAUGGGGCUUGAUAUUGAACGACAUUUAAAAAGGAAUGUGCAAUCUCUGGAGAAAAAACAUAUUAUAUUAGAUGACUUCAUUAGAAAUGGAUUAUCAGCAUUGCACAAUUUUCAUAUUCAGCAGAGAUCUGAGGUCAUGAAAUUAUUGGAAGAAGAAGCUUCUAAAAUGAAUACAAUGCUUGUUGAGGUUCAGAAAAUGAUAGAUCAAAUUCACAUGAACCUUGAGGCAAACUCUGCGGUUUCUGAGAAAGGGCAGCAAUGCGAUGACACUGAAUGCAGGGAUGUGCAUAUUACGAGUGAUGUUGAUCCUACUGUUGUGCUCAAGAGUGGGCAUCCAACAGCAAGCAUUGUUGACAACAGAAUGACUGAUAUAUCCGAUGCACUUGCUCAAGCAUUGCAAGAAAAGAUGGCUGCACUAUUGCUUUUGUCCCAGCAAGAAGAGAGGCAUCUACUAGAGAGGGAUGUGAAUAAAGCUCUUCAGAAAAAGUUGGAGGAACUCCAAAGGAACUUAUCUCAAGUUACGAAUGAAAAGGUGAAAGCUCUUAUGGAAUUAGCACAACUAAAGAGAGAAUUUCAGCUAUUGCAGGAAAAUUGCAGCCAUAGUGUGAAACAUGGCAAUUAUUUGGCUGAUGAUUCGGACAAAAACGUAGCCAUUCAUGAGCGAGAAGGAAGAUUGAAGAAUCUUUUAAAGAAAACAUACUUGAAGCGUUGGAUGGGGAAUGAUCAUAGUCAACAUGAUGGUGAUAGUUAUGGAAGCUCUGGUGAAGGCAAUUCGAAUAAUAAGAAAGACCUCAAAUCCAUGGAUCUGGCAAGGUUGAAAAUUGAAAAUGCAGCCCUUCAGGAAACCAUGGCAAAUAUGGAACGUGUCACUUCUUCAGUUCGCAGGCUUCAUGUUUUACUUUUAAAGGUGCAAGAUGAUGCAGCAUCAGCUGGUCCUACUGAAAGUAUAAUUCAAGCAUUGAGCAACAUAAUCUCAGAGGCAAACCAUAUGAAGACAGCCCUUGGGAGCUCACUUCCUGUCAGCUGGUCUGGCAAUGAAGAGGAUGCUAUUACUUAUGAAAAUCUUUAUGAACCGACAGAGGCACCCAAAAUUGAGAAAGUUGACCCUGUUUCUGCUGCAGGAUUGGAGAUGGUGGAUCUCCUGAUACUAGCAGUUGAGCUCCAGAAGGAGAAUUUGAUAGUGAAGCAUGCUGGUUUGCAGAUUUGAGUGGAAUUUUAUCUGUCAGUUACUCGGGAAAUUCUCCAAACCUAUGUUGUAUCCUUGUCUACAUGUAUGUUAUAAAUUUUAUAAAUUAGUGCAUUUGUGUAUAUUUCAGGUGUUCUUUUUUUAGUUUCAAGUGUCUAUUUACCUGUUUAGAUUAUAAUGGCGGUACCACUAUUUUAUUUCCUACA
Messenger RNA from Elaeis guineensis (African oil palm), 2431 nucleotides. RefSeq lists its product as uncharacterized. The record is from RefSeq and is a predicted model, not a curated record. Lineage: Eukaryota; Viridiplantae; Streptophyta; Magnoliopsida; Arecales; Arecaceae.